AAUUAAAUAAUUUAAAUAAGAGUAAAUUUUAUUCAAAUUUAUAAUUUUAUUUCGAGACGAUAUCGAUGACAGCAGAUGGAGUUUCCCAUUUAUAUUCAAAGUUUGUUUAUGGUCCGGUCAGUCACAUCACUGCCACCUGGAUGGAGGGCGUUAAUAUUUUAACAAUUUCUAGAAAUUAAAUUCAUAAUAAAAUACGCGAAAAGAGUGUGAGUUUGGAAGCAGUUUUGUAGAUGAAACAUAAUAUUUAAAAUGUUUUCCACAGUUCCCAGGUCGCUGUUAUCUUGUACGAACGUUAUAGUCCCGAAUCGGGCGCUAGCGUUCGUGCUAACAAAAUGUCCGGCGCUGGAUAACCCCAGUCUGCAAUGUCGGGAAUACCACGAGGUCACAGGGAACAUUAUCUGCUCCAACGUCGUCCGAGGGAUCGACCAUUUAAGAGAUCCCCGCCUAAAUAAGGGUCUAGCAUUCACCCUUGAGGAACGCCAAGCCCUCGGCAUCCAUGGUCUUUUGGCGGCCAAGUUCAAAACGCAAGAGGAACAGCUUGAUAUCUGCAGAAUAUCUAUCGAUAGAUAUGAGGACAAUUUGAACAAAUACCUCUAUCUCGUCGAGUUACAGGACAGAAAUGAGAAGUUGUUCUUCAGGCUGCUGGCUGAGAAUAUUGAGAAGUACCUGCCAAUCGUAUACACUCCAACUGUGGGCCUCGCAUGCCAGAGGUUCGGGCUCAUCUAUAGGAGGCCCAGGGGACUCUUCAUUACGAUCAAUGACAAGGGGCACGUGUUCAACAUUCUUAAAAACUGGCCAGAACCAGACGUUCGCGCGAUAGUAUUCACCGAUGGCGAGCGAAUCCUAGGUCUGGGCGAUCUAGGAGCUUACGGGAUGGGUAUCCCAGUGGGCAAGCUGUCUUUGUACACCGCGCUAGCAGGAAUCAAGCCGCAUCAAUGUCUACCUAUCACCUUAGACGUCGGGACUGACAAUCAGGACCUGUUAGAAGAUCCACUGUAUAUUGGACUGCGGCAGCGACGCGUACGCGGGAAAGAGUAUGACGAAUUCAUCGACGAGUUUAUGGAAGCUUGCGUACAGAGAUAUGGGCAGAACACUUUGUUGCAGUUCGAAGAUUUCGCUCUCGCGAACGCUGGUCGCCUGCUCAAAAAGUACCGUAACAAAUACUGCACUUUCAACGACGACAUCCAGGGAACGGCCAGCGUGGCAGUCGCAGGGUUAAUGGCCGCCGUCAGAGUCACCAAGAGGAAGCUCAGCGAGAAUAUAUACCUGUUCCUCGGGGCUGGUUCCGCAGCCAAUGGCAUCGCGAACCUCACGGUCGCCGCUAUGGUGGCGGACGGCCUGUCGGAGCGCCAGGCGCGGGAGCGCGUGUACAUGUUCGACGUGGACGGGCUGCUGUCUACCCGGCGGGAGGGCGGGGUGCCCGAACACGCCAAGAACUUCGGCAAGGAUGUGGAGCCGGAGAAAGAUUUUGAGGCGUGCGUCGCUAAGAUCAAGCCGAGCUGUCUUAUUGGAUGCUCGACCGUGGGAGGUGCUUUCACGCCUGUAGUCCUGCAACAGAUGGCAAAGAAUACCGAGAGACCAGUGAUCUUUGCACUGUCGAACCCAACCAGCAAAGCUGAAUGUACCGCGGAAGACGCGUACAACUAUACUGAGGGCCGCUGCGUGUUCGCGUCGGGCUCCCCGUUCCCGCCGGUGGUGUACAACGGCAAGGAGUACCGGACCGGCCAGGGGAACAACUCCUACAUCUUCCCAGGCGUCGCCCUCGGCGUUAUCGCCACGGCCACACAUCAUAUUCCGGAGACCAUGUUCCUGACAGCUGCUAGAACCCUCGCAAACUACGUGAGCGAAGCCGACCUGUCCAUCGGUCGCAUUUACCCAUCCCUGGCGGAACUGAAAGAAGUUUCCGUCGCUAUUGCCAUCGAGGUUGCUAAGAUGGCUUACGAUGAAGGUCUGGCGUCAGUUUAUCCAGAGCCGAAAGACAUAGCAAAGCACAUCGAGAACCAGAUGUACAGCUUCCAUUACGAGAGCGCCAUGCCCGUGGUGUGGGAUUGGAAACCGGAGGAGAAAUUCAACGUACGACCCAUACAACCCGUACCCAAGAAUAUCUAAACAGUAUUAUUAUUUAUACUUAUUUUUUUUUAAUUUGAAUGACACUGUCUCAACUAUGUUCUGUUCAUAUUGGAUUGAGAAAAUUUGUCAACAUUUUUUUUUAUUGUGUGCCAGUGCUUUGCUUUAUCUCUGUUUAAAAUGUUUUGAAGUUUAAAAACUAUGUUCGCUUAUUUUUUUAAUGCUUGGUUUGUUGACAAAUAUUUACUGACCAAUUUGGCUCAAACAAUACAUUGAAUAAGUUUUGGCCUUUAUAACAAUGGAGUGUUCAAUAAUCAUGUAUUUAUUUUACAAUAGUAUUAGAAAAAGUAUUUGAAAAACUUUGUGUUAUUAUAUCAUCGAUGUUUAUUUAUUUAAUUUCUCAUUGUUUUGAGAGGUACAACAAUUUUUCGAGGUGAAAAUUAAGAUCUUUACUAAUUAACCGACUUACUAUGUAGUUUCGCUGUCAUUAUAAUAUAUGUUGGUGUGCAAGGUAGUGAGUAGUAUAAUUGAAGCUUGAUAUAGUAAAUUAAUAAAUAUAUACGGGACAAAUUACACAGAUAGUGUUCAAAGAUUGUCUUUUAUGUAAAUUUGGUGGCCUUUGAAUGUGUUUUUUGAAUGUCCACUAAAUGUCAAGCACACUAUGAGAAUAUUCGGUACAAUAUUGGUGUGAUAUUACGUAGAAGUUUAAUAUUUUUGCCAACCAAUGGUUGAUUAUUUAAUAUUACGUAUUUUUGUUUUAACAUUUCGUAACGCAGCUAACAUUAAAAUAACAGUUUUAAGUUCGCUUCAUCAUCUCAUUUUUUAGUUAGACUAAAUGACUUAUUAUUAAUUUUAAUUUAAUUUGUAAGAUAAAUGGAUUCGUUGAGAACGAACGGUACCUAUAAAUGUUGUGAGUAUUAUUUUUAAUAAUUUACAGUGUGAUUUACAUGUUUAAGUAACAACUUAUGUAAAAAUAACUCUAGUCACCACAGCAUUAUAUAAAAUAAAAUACAAUGCAGGUUAUAUAUUUAUGCAUUUUACAUUAAUGUUAAGGAAAAAAACACAAUAACUCAAAAAUAAACAUGUUUAGUAAUAAAUUAGCAUGACUAGAAAUUAAAUCAAAUACGGAAAGUUAGUGUCACCAUAAUAUACCUAGAUUUUUCUGACAUGUUUUGAAGGCAUUAAAAUUAAUACUUAAAUGUUAUACUGCCGUAUAUAACUCGACAUUACAAUAAAUCAUUUCGUAAAUACAUAUAAUUACAUUUUGUAAAAUCCCUUUACGUACAAUACAAAUUCAUAGCAAAGUGUAAACUUCAGUAUUUAGCACCAUAGAAGAUAAUGUUGAUAAUAAAAAGUGAUUCAUUUAGGGCAGAUUGCCUCAAAUGUUACGAUUAACUUUUAACUUAUUCAUAUUUAUGUCUUAAAUAUAAGUAUAAAAAACUUAAAAAUGUUGAAGACAACCUAAAUUAUUCUGGAUUCGAAAAUCAGAAUUAGAUGUUAAAGUUUGAAUAUGUUAGCAGGUCGUGAUUCUGAAAGGAUUUUUGCUGAGCGAAAAACUUUUAAUACGUUUGUUCAUUUAUGAGGCAGUAAGUACGUAGUUUACAUACAAUGAAUAAAACCUUAUAUCAUUUUAGUAAGGUUUAAAAUUCAACAUAAUGUGUUACCACGAUCAAAGUGUUAGGUUUCCCUGUCAACAGGGUCAUGGAAGUCAGACAGGAGUCUGAGCCAAGCUCUAUUAUAAAAGCCAUGAUAUUGCGUACUAAUACUGCUGUAUGAAGUUAAUGUUUCUCAGUUUUAUUUAUUUUAAUUAACGAAGUAUCUCGUAUUGAUACGAAGUGAUUUGUGUUGCUGUGACAAUGUGUAUUUUAAUUAUGGGUUACUAUAACCAAAUUGUAAAAAUGAAGUAUGCGUUCUCCUCAUAC
Amyelois transitella is the source of this 3989-nucleotide messenger RNA. RefSeq names its product NADP-dependent malic enzyme (gene Men-b). Bases 250 to 2109 code for a protein of 619 amino acids. The transcript is spliced from 12 exons. Gene Ontology annotation, cellular component: mitochondrion. Gene Ontology annotation, biological process: malate metabolic process; pyruvate metabolic process. Lineage: Eukaryota; Metazoa; Arthropoda; Insecta; Lepidoptera; Pyralidae. Gene Ontology annotation, molecular function: NAD binding; malate dehydrogenase (decarboxylating) (NADP+) activity; malate dehydrogenase (decarboxylating) (NAD+) activity. The record is from RefSeq and is a predicted model, not a curated record.